CUUGAAACAGGAGAGAGACAAAGGCCUCUCUCUCUCUCUCUCUACUUGUGUCGAUUUUAAUUCAUCCCUAUAUCAAAUUCGAAAUUCCUCUACUGCACCAAACAACCUCUGUAAACCCUACCUUACGUCUUGAUCAAUCUCUCAGACAUUCGGAUUUCUUAUUACAAAAUUCUGAAUUUGAAAGUCUCAAACGCUGAGAAUUUGUGAUUUUGGAUUGUGCUGCGGUGAUAAAAGGUUUGGGAAUUUUUUUGGGUGAAUAAAGGUUUGGGAAUUUGCGUUGUGGUUUUUGCGAUGAAGAGGUAAAUAGAUGACGACGACGACGAGAAAAACGAGCAGCUGUGCCAUCUGUGACAACUCCAAUCUUGCUUCCAUUUGCCCCGUCUGUGUCAAUUACAGAUUAAAUGAGUAUAGUACUACUUUGAAGUCAUUGAAGAGUCGUCGGGAUUUACUGUAUUCAAAAUUGAGUGAAAAGCUUGUGGCAAAGAGUAAGGCGGAUGAUCAGCUCAGUUGGAGGGUGCUUCAAAGUGAGAAGCUUGCAAGAUUAAGGGAGAAGCUUCGUCUUAAGAGAGAACAAUAUCUGCAAGGGAACACUAAGAUUGAGAAGAUGUCAUAUGAUUUAAAAGUCAAAUAUGAAUUGCUUGAGUCAGCCAUGACUGUGUUGGAAAGAAAUCGUGUGGAGCAACUGGAAAAAUUCUACCCUAAUCUUAUAUGUACGCAAAGCUUGGGGCAUAUGGCGAUUACCUCGGAACGUCUCCACAAACAGUCUGUUGUUAUCAAACAGAUUUGCAAGUUGUUCCCACAACGUCGGGUAAAUAUAGAUGGAGAGAGAAAAGAUGGGUCGAGUGGUCAAUACGAUCAAAUCUGUAAUGCACUCUUACCAAGAGGACUUGAUCCCCAUUCAAUUCCAUCUAAAGAACUUGCUGCCUCUUUGGGGUACAUGGUGCAACUUUUAAAUCUUGUUGUUCACAGUGUUGCUGCUCCUGCUCUUCAUAACUCAGGUUUUGCGGGUUCAUGCUCCCGAAUAUGGCAACGAGACUCUUAUUGGGAUGCCCGUCCGUCUUCCAGAAGCAAUGAAUACCCGCUAUUUAUACCGCGCCAAAAUAGUUGCACUGUUAGUGGGGAGACUUCGUGGUCUGAUAGAAGCUCAAGUAAUUUUGGUGUUGCUUCAAUGGAAUCUGACAGGAAGGCCCAUUUGGAUUCUUCUCGUAGUAGUAGCUUCAACUAUUCUUCGGCUUCGCCACAUUCUGUUGAAACGCAUCAGGACUUGCAGAAAGGGAUUUCACUUAUCAAAAAAAGUGUGGCAUGCGUAACAGCUUACUGUUAUAACUCAUUAUGCUUAGAUGUCCCUGCUGAGGCAUCUACUUUUGAAGCAUUUGCAAAGUUGCUGGCCACACUUUCUUCCCCCAAGGAAGUGCGAUCUGUUUUUUCAUUGAAAAUGGCUUGUUCGAGGUCAUCCAAGCAAGUUCAACAACUGAGCAAAUCAGCAUGGAAUGUGAAUUCAGCCAUUUCGUCGAGCACUUUACUAGAGAGUGCACAUACAAUACCUCAAAUGAGAAAUACUUGUGACAAUAACUUUCCAAGUUCUGCUGCCAGUUUUCUUUAUGCCACCGAACCAUCUGAUAUUGGAAAGUAUGAAAACCUUAUAGAAGGAUGGGAUCUUGUGGAGCAUCCGACUUUUCCUCCUCCUCCAUCACAAACUGAGAAUGUUGAGCAUUGGACUCGAGCUAUGUUUAUUGAUGCAACAAAGAAAUGAUCAGGCACUUCAACAACAGCCUACUACUCUAGAUCAGGGAAGAAGACAAUUACUAAACAUAGGAUGACCAGAUGGAGUAACAUGUAAAUCUUGUGAGAUGGCUGACUUGUAAGUAGAAACUAAUCUAUAGAUUAUAGUAUAAGUAAAUUUGUAUUUUUCUUUCUGUUUUCGUAACUUUUUUUGUGGAUUUGCUAUGGUUUUGUAUUGAAUUGAACAAAGUCAAAAUCUUUCCAUUCUUGUUUGUUUGUUUGUUAAUUAAUUAAUUUAUUUCUAGCGAGA
Molecule: messenger RNA, 2032 nt
Organism: Camellia sinensis
Lineage: Eukaryota; Viridiplantae; Streptophyta; Magnoliopsida; Ericales; Theaceae
Biological process (GO): SNARE complex assembly
Cellular component (GO): lytic vacuole; endosome
Molecular function (GO): SNARE binding
Source: RefSeq, a predicted model, not a curated record